Molecule: messenger RNA, 6894 nt
Organism: Parasteatoda tepidariorum (common house spider)
Lineage: Eukaryota; Metazoa; Arthropoda; Arachnida; Araneae; Theridiidae
Product: epidermal growth factor receptor
Biological process (GO): protein phosphorylation; negative regulation of apoptotic process; positive regulation of cell population proliferation
Cellular component (GO): signaling receptor complex; basal plasma membrane; plasma membrane
Molecular function (GO): ATP binding; transmembrane receptor protein tyrosine kinase activity
Source: RefSeq, a predicted model, not a curated record
CCUGACAAGAGAAUAAGCAGUGUAGUUACUUCCAAGUUUUCCCAGGAUUCCGUACCUGUGUUUCGAAACUUCUCGGACUUGUUUUUGUGUGUACGCUUUUCUUUUUUGUAGACGUUUUUCGCGAAAUGUUAUUUAAAAAUUUGCUAUUUUUUGUACGGACUACCAUUUUGGAUAUUCGCGGUCGCUGAAAUAUUGUGCUUGCGUUCGGUUCCUUGUGUUCGUGAAGUUCCAAAUCGUUUGGAGUUUGUUUUCACCACGUGACAAUAUCACUCGUCUGGGAAAAUAAAUAAUUUGUGUUAUCUCUUGGAGCCCAGGAAUCACAGACAACCAGUGAUUUGCGGCUGCGUGGAAGUAUAGGGGAAAAGUUUUCUUGGCUUGGAGCGAGAAUUAAAAUGGUUUUUCGAACGAUGUCUUGAAACAAAUGUCAAAAUUCUAAAGGAAUCUCUUGGAGAUGAAUAGUAAAGAAGAAUCAAUUUGUUCCUUAAUGCCGUCCAAUAGGAGGCAAGCCUGGUGUAUACUGUUGAGGUUUUAACUAUCUCAGAAUGAGGCAGUACACUAGGCUUGCUGUAGUGCUGUUUAUUGCACUCAUUGGAAUGAGUGCUGCAGCACUGCAUCAAAAAGAUGCAUAUGUGAUGAAAGGAAAAAUUUGCAUUGGCACAUCUGGUCGUAUGUCUGUGCCAGCUAAUCGUGAUCAUCAUUAUCAAAAUCUUAGAGAUAGAUAUAUUAACUGUACAUAUGUAGAUGGAAACUUAGAAAUCACGUGGUUACAAGAUGACACAUUAGAUUUAAGUUUCCUGAAAGAAAUAAGAGAAGUGACCGGUUAUGUUCUCAUUUCUCAUGUAAAUAUUCGUCGUGUUGUGCUUCCUAAUCUAAUGAUCAUUCGUGGUCGAAAUCUUUUCCAACUCAAUGCUGGAGCUGAAGAAUUUGCCUUCCUAGUAGCAAGAAAUACUAUUGAAAUACUUGAGCUUCCUGCUUUGCGUGAUAUAUUGUCUGGUGGAGUUGGCUUCUUUGACAAUGAUAAUUUGUGUUAUAUUAACACAAUCAAUUGGGAAGAAAUAUUAGCUGGAUAUCUAAUUAAGCCGUUGUAUCUUCACAACUCAACUUUACCACAAAAAAGAUGUCCACCUUGCCAUAAAAGUUGUUCAGCUGGUUGUUGGGGUCCAGGCGAAUUAAGCUGUCAAAAAUUUUCCAAAAUCAACUGUUCUCCACAAUGUCAUCAAGGAAGAUGUUUUGGACCUAAUCCUAGAGAAUGCUGUCAUUUGUUUUGUGCUGGAGGUUGCUCUGGUCCAACACAGAGCGAUUGCUUAGCUUGUAAGAACUUUGAUGACAAUGGAGUUUGUAAACAAGAAUGUCCACCAAUGAGACGUUACAAUCCAACCACAUAUUCUUGGGAAAGUAAUCCUGAAGGAAAAUAUGCUUAUGGUGCAACAUGUGUUAAAAAUUGUCCAGAACAUUUGUUAAGAGACAGUGGUGCUUGUGUGAGAUCAUGUCCUGAUACUAAAAAAGCAGUGGACGGAGAAUGUGUGUCCUGUGAUGGACCAUGUCCUAAAAAUUGCCAAGGUGUAAAUGUAGUACAUUCAGGAAACAUAGAUACUUUCAGGGGUUGUACAGUUAUUGAAGGUUCUUUGACCAUAUUAGAUCAGACGUUUGAUGGCUUUCAAGAUGUCUUUCCUAACUUUACAUUUGGUCAAAGAUAUCCUAAAAUGCAUCCUAAUGAAUUAGAAGUGUUCUCCACUUUGAAAGAAGUUACUGGAUUUGUAAAUAUCCAAGCCUCCCAUCCUGAUUUUCGAAAUCUCUCCUAUUUUCGAAACCUGGAAAUCAUUGAUGGUCGGCAACUCACAGAAUUAAAUGCAGCACUGUAUAUAGUCAAGACAUCGCUGCAAAGUUUAAAUCUUCGUUCACUGCGCAAAGUGAGGUCAGGGAGUGUUGCAAUUUUGGAAAAUAAAGAAUUGUGCUUUGCAAGUGAUAUUGUAUGGCAGCAAUUGAUGAGAUCUAGUUCUGGAACUGUCCUUCUUCAUCCAAAUGCCAAAAAAGAGUAUUGUGAAAGUAAAAAUCUAGUGUGCCAUGAACAAUGCUCAAAAGAUGGAUGUUGGGGAUAUGGUCCAGAUGAAUGUCUAUCUUGUAAAUCUUACAAAUUAAAAGAUAGAUGUGUGCAAGGUUGUAACACUACUCGCGGGAUUUAUGAUGCUGGGAAUCAAAUCUGUGAGUUUUGUGAUGGAGAGUGUUUAGGAGAAUGUCUAGGACCUGGACCAAGUAAUUGUACUCAAUGUAGAAAUGCUCGUGAUGGUCCUUAUUGUGUUAGCCAAUGUCCUGUGAGUAAAUACAACGAAAAUCGGGAAUGUAUGCCAUGCCAUGAAAACUGCAUCAAUGGCUGUACCGGUCCUCGGAACACUGUCGGACCUGGUGGGUGCAACUCUUGUGAUAAAGCCAUAGUCAGUGCUUUUGAUCCAAAUACUGUUGAGCAGUGUCUGAAACCUGAAGAACCUUGUCCUCUUGGUUUUUACCAAGAAUAUAGUGGACCUCAUGAAGAAGGCAUCAUGAAGCUGUUAACAGGGAAAUCUGUUUGUCGACAAUGCCACCAUAGAUGCAAAAACUGCACUGCAUAUGGAAUUCACAUUUCUACAUGCGAAUGUUUGAACUACCGUGUUGGGGAACAAUGUGAAGACAGUUGUCCACGUGAUCACUUUCCCGACAAUAUAAAUUUUCAUUGUGUCAAAUGUGCGGAGGAAUGCAGGGGGUGCUAUGGCCCUUCAAGUACAGAUUGUGAAGCUUGUAGAAACUACAGAGUACACUUAUCAUCUAAUAGAACACUGUUCAAUUGUACAGCCUCUUGUCCAGCAGAUAAACCUUACAAAGUAUUUGAUGACAAUAUGGAGGAUCCAUACUGUUCUGAUAUCGAUCCCAUAGCCAUUGCCUAUAGUGGAAUUGAGGAAGAGCAUUGGCCAGCCAUCUUAGGUGGAAGUAUUAGCUUUGUUUUCUUGUUGAUGGUCUUUGCAGCUGUCAUUGGUUACCAAUGGAUGCAGAAAGUAAAAUCAAAAGAGAAUACUAUCUUAAUGACAAUGCGCAUGAGCGGAUUUGAAGACAAUGAACCACUGAAACCUACUAAUGUGAAGCCAAACUUAGCUAAGCUUCGUAUUGUGAAAGAAGCAGAUCUAAGGAAAGGUGGAAUACUCGGCUAUGGCGCUUUUGGCACUGUUUACAAGGGUGUUUGGAUACCUGAAGGUGAAAAUGUCAAGAUACCUGUAGCAAUCAAAGUUCUACGUGAUGGGACCUGUCCCAACAAUAACAAAGAAAUAUUAGAGGAGGCUUAUUUUAUGGCUAGUGUGGAUCAUCCCAAUUUGUUAAAACUUUUGGCUGUCUGUAUGGCUUCCCAGUUAAUGCUUGUCACUCAAUUGAUGCCUUUAGGAUGCCUACUGGAUUAUGUUCGUUCCAAUAAAGACAAAAUUGGUUCUAAGCCGCUUCUUAAUUGGUGUGCUCAAAUUGCUCGGGGUAUGGCAUUUUUGGAGGAAAGACGAAUGGUUCAUCGAGAUUUAGCCCUUAGAAAUGUUUUAUUGCAAACUCCAGGGAUUAUCAAAAUAACUGACUUUGGUCUAGCUAAAUUUUUGGACAUAAAUGAAGAAGAAUACAAGGCUGAAGGUGGCAAGAUGCCUAUUAAAUGGUUGGCAUUAGAAUGCAUACAACACAGAAUCUUCACCCACAAGAGUGAUGUUUGGGCAUUUGGUGUCACUGUGUGGGAGCUGUUGACAUACGGUGGAAGACCCUAUGAGAAUAUUCCUGCACGAGAAGUCCCCGAUCUUUUAGAAAAGGGUGAAAGAUUGCCACAACCUGCUAUAUGUACCAUAGAUGUUUACAUGCUGAUGAUAAAAUGUUGGAUGUUGGAUGCUGAAUCUCGUCCUACAUUCAAAGAGCUGGCCGAUCAGUUUGCCAAGAUGUCUCGAGAUCCAGGGCGUUUUCUAGUCGUAAAAGGUGACAAGCUGUUACAACUGCCACCUUACUCUGGUUAUGAUAUGAAGGAACUGAUGACUGCCAUUGGUAUGACUCUUGAUGCUCCUGGAGUUGUUAUGGACGCUGAGCAAUACCUGCAUCCUAAAAUAGAUGAUGAGCAGAAAGCAGAAACUGAUUCUGUUACUAAAAAUAAGCCACCAUCAGAAAGCAGGAGCACGCCAACAACGCCACUCAGCUUGCAACCAGAACUGAUGCCAAUGCAGCAGCCUGGGAAUCCAACUAUGUGGUAUAAUGGUCAGGCACUGCCAGAUCAACCUCCCCCAGUUCCUCGAUACUGCCCCGAUCCCUUACUAAAUGGUGGCAAAAAUGAUGUGUUUAAAUUUGAUCACGGGGAAAAGUACUUAAGUCAGCAUCCGCCACUGCCAGUAGAUGAAGAAGACUAUUUAAUGCCAGCUUCUUGUUCUAGAGGUCCGUCGGUCCGAUAUAUGGACCUUAUUGGUGAUACACAUUUACCAGAAACAGUGGAUGUUAGACCCUUAAGUUAUUAUCACUAUAUUCCUGACUUCAUUCCUGUUCGUCGUCAUGCAAUGGACAAUUUAGAAUAUCACAUGAUGAACGACAGUAGUGCCAACAAUAAUCAACCCAUGCCUCCCUUUCAAAGACUAUCAAAUGGGGAGGAGGACUCUGAAUAUAUGAGUAACGGGAAACGAGAACUUAUAUCCUCUAAUCAUCAUCGAAAUGAAACAACGGUUUAGUGCAGCAUUAUAAACCCAUUUGUAUAUACACCCCAUUGUUACACUGAAAAAGUUGAUCCAUUGAACACUGUUUGUAUAUAUAUAUCUCGUUUGCUGCAGCUCAUCGAAUUUAAAUCGACUCAUUAAAAUUUCAUCUGUUCAUGUCGCUAAAAUUUGCUCAAGCCAUGGUGGUAGACCAUUUUAAUUCAUUUGAAAAAGAUGCUAUUCAUUUGUUGGAAGUACUUUAAAAAAAUCAAUCUCGGAUUGAAUACGAAUGUUGUGCCUUUGUGACAUGUUUAGUCACAUUAUAAAAAGAGAUGUUUUAUGGGAUCAAAAACUUUUAGAAACUGCUUUUGGUUUUUUGUUAAUAAAAAAAAGACUUAUUUUUGUACAUAUUUACAUCAAAAUUGUUAUGAACUGGUGCUCUUGCAUUCCAAUAAAAGAAACUUUUUACAUCUGGUUGGGAUAAAAAUUGCCAAAUAUGUGCCUUAUAAAUUAUGAAGACGGUGUUUUCUCAUGCCCAAGAAUUCUUUGAUUUGUAAAGAGCAAGCAUUCAAAAAGAAAUAUGUGAUUUUUGUUAUUGUGUUGUUUUCAAGUAUUUUUUUCAUACUGUUUCUCAGUUCUGAUGACUUUUAAAUACUUUGUUUUGUGUUCAUUAAUGUUGUUCUAUUAUUGACUCUGAGGUUUUUUUUUUAAUCCCUCAAACACCCUUUUGAUUGCAGCUAGGAGAUACAUCAUGUUUUUCACAUGUUUUUUUAUUAAGACCUCAAGUGCAUUUAGAUUUUUUUUCUUUUUUCUGAGGACCUUGUUCCAAUUUUUUUAUUUUCAUUGCCACAUUUUUAUAAUAAUUUCAUUUUUUUUGUUGUUAGUUUAAAGUUAAUUUCAUACCUGCUGUUUUCAUUUGUUGAUUUAUUUAUUAUGAUUAUUAUUUUUUUCAACUUCAAAAUAUAGUUUUUUUAAUUUUUUUUUCAUUGUUUAAAAUUGCCAUUUAUCAAGGAAUAAUGUACAUUAAGCUAAAUAUUAGUUUACAUAUUCUGUCUUUAAAAACACAUUGAAAAAACAAUUUUAAGAGGACGAUAUACUGCGGAAAGAACUGUAAAAAAUUCUGCUUCAUAAUUUAUUUUUCUUAUUUAUUUAUUUUUUUUAAAUUUUAGAGAAAGAUUUGAAAGUGAGUUCAGGUGAACAAAGAAAAUGUUUUCAAAAUAUCCAGCUGCAAUUUCAGGAAAUUAAAUUCAACAAAUUGUUGCAGAAUUGCUCCUCCACUGCAUAAUCUUAUGUUAUCCUGUUUUAAUUUUUUUAAAAAUAUUUUGAAGGAAAAAAAAUAAUUUCAUUAUUUGAAACUUCAUGGCAACAUCACUUUUUCUGUACAUUAAAUUAUAAAUUACUUAUAUAAAUAAGCGGAAAUUUACCAUUAAAGAUUUCUCUCGCUAUAUGGCGUCCUCUUAAGUUACUGCUUGAUCAUUAUUUUUUAAUACAUGAACUAGUAAAUUAUUUACUUUUAGUUGAUAGAACAGGUACUCUUCUAGGAAAUUGCUUCAUAAUUUUUAUUGACAAAUAUGUUUUUUGAAGUAAAUGAUUUCUUAUGGAGUUUACCCAUUUCUACGUAAUUACUAAAAAAUAUGUGGAAAAUAAAAAGAAUUUUUGGUGUAUUAUUACCAUAUUUGAACCAUUGUUAAUUUAUUGUUAUAUAAAUGGUAAAAUUUGUGAACAAAAAAAAAAAAAUUCCGAAAAUUAUUGCUACGGUUGUUUAGUUUAGUACAUUCUGAUAAGACUUAAAAAUGAAAGCAUUCAAGUAUAUUAUUUCUUUGCCAGUAAAUCUGGUUCAGAAAAAUAUAUUAGACCCCUUUUUUUUCCGAAUUAUAUUAUUAGAUGGUGGCAGUUUAAGAAAUUGUAGUUAAAUUUGUUACAAGAUAAUUUCUUGUUAUAUUUGAAUUCAGAGAGGAAAAAAAACACAUAAGCAUUUAAUUACUAAUUUUCCCUAUUGGAAAAUAGCAGGUAUGCAAUUAUCACAUUCAUUUGUAGAUUUAAAACAUUUUAAGGUCUUUCUGCUAUGUGAUUUUGUGCACUAGUUACGUUCCACUUUUCUCUUAAGCAGAAAGAUAUUGUUAAAGUAAUAGAACAGCUAAAGAUUGUGCUAUAGAUUAGCUACAGAUUUAGUGCCAUAUGGCUGUGUUACAUGUGAGUUGUUUUCAUUUUGUUUUAGUUUUGGUUAAUG